Molecule: messenger RNA, 1615 nt
Organism: Parasteatoda tepidariorum (common house spider)
Lineage: Eukaryota; Metazoa; Arthropoda; Arachnida; Araneae; Theridiidae
Source: RefSeq, a predicted model, not a curated record
UUCUAUUGAUACAUUGACUCAUGUGAUAUUGCAAUAUAUAUAUUCAUAGUGUAGUUUAUAAGCUAAAACCUACUUAUAGUUUUAAAAAACAUUUUCAGUCAAGAAAGCCAUUUGUUAAGAGAGUAUUUUAUAUAUUCUUUUUUUUUCCUCCUUUGUAGUGCAAUGUUAAAAAUGGAAUAUUGAAAUUUUAAGUCAUUUAACAAAUGGCAGCCACUGCAAAUUUAAAUCUUAAUUCCACUUCUAAUGUGCCUAGUGCCAGACCGUGCAAUAUCUGUGAACAUUGUCGUAAAUAUUACUUAACACUAAAGCCUCAUGAGCUUUAUGCACAGUGCGUAGAACGUCCUUUUAUGUGUUCUUAUUGUGACCGAACUUUUGCUCGUAAAGAUAAGCUAAGCGAUCACAUUAAAACUCAUACUGGAGAGCGUCCACAUGUUUGUCCUCACUGUGGUAAGAGUUUCACCCGUAAAGAUAAACUGACGGUACAUGUCCGUAUUCACACUGGUGAAAGACCUUAUGUUUGUCCGCAUUGUAACAAAGGAUUUGCUAGAAAGGAAAAGUUAGGGGCACACAUGUGUAUACACACUGGCCAACAUCCUUAUCACUGUCCUCAUUGUGGUAAGGGAUUUGCAUGGCGAGAUAAGUUAGUUAACCAUAUUCGUAUCCAUACCGGUGAACGACCAUUUGUGUGUAAGCAUUGUGGAAAAGGAUUUGCCCAAAAUGAUAAACUGACUACUCAUAUAAGAAUUCAUACAGGUGAGCGACCUUUUGUUUGCAAGCACUGUGGUAAAGCUUUUGCAAGAAAUGAUAAACUUACUGUCCAUGUUCGCAUUCAUACAGGCGAGCGUCCCUUUGUGUGUAAGCUUUGUGGUAAAGCCUUUGCGAGAAAAGAUAAACUUACUACACAUAUACGCAUGCAUACCGGUGAGAGACCUUUUGUGUGCAAUCAUUGUGGUAAAGCAUUUGACCUGAAAGGAAAAUUAAAUGCCCAUAUGAACAUUCAUACGGGUAAACAUGCUUUUGUGUGUAAUCAUUGUGGCAUUGGAUUUGAUUUAAAAGAGAAGUUAAAUUCUCACUUACUUUUACAUUUAGGAAGCAACCCAUGUGAUGCAUUGAUUGUUAAUCCUUUAAUGGCAAAACCUCUAUAAAAAUUUUCUGUAGAUUCAAUCAGGGAUGCCAACUGUAAUUUUAAUUGCGGGUACAAAAACUUGAAAGAUUAGAAUAAUCUCAAUGACAAAUUUUCCUAAUUCUUAAGACUCCUCCUUGCUUGUUUUAUAUCUAUAUACAGUACAUAGGGUUCAACUUCUAGAACUUGAGCAUCUAUAGCUCAACUUAACUUUUUUAUUGCUCGAGGUUUUUAAAUUUUUGCCUAGAGUAUCAACUUUAACAAUGGAAAUUUUUUCUAUUAUUCUAAGGAUUAUAUUAUACAGUACAGAACCUCUUAUCCGGAAAUCAGAAUACCGAGAAAGCAGAAAACAGGAACAAAAUACAAUACAUUUUCCCACCAUUUUUUAAAAAAAACUUUUUUUUGUUUUUGUUUUCCUCAAAAGAUUUCAGAAUUCUUUCUUUUUAAAAGAUGUUUACCAUCAUUUUAGAAAUAAUCAUUAGUUCCUACACU